This is a messenger RNA of Podarcis raffonei (Aeolian wall lizard), 1978 nucleotides long. It is a transcript of the gene PRIMPOL, whose product is annotated as primase and DNA directed polymerase. Lineage: Eukaryota; Metazoa; Chordata; Lepidosauria; Squamata; Lacertidae. Gene Ontology annotation, cellular component: mitochondrial matrix; nucleus. Gene Ontology annotation, biological process: replication fork processing; error-prone translesion synthesis; response to UV. Gene Ontology annotation, molecular function: chromatin binding; DNA-directed DNA polymerase activity. The record is from RefSeq and is a predicted model, not a curated record. The transcript has 13 exons. The coding region runs from base 517 to 1962 and encodes 481 amino acids.
AGCCCCGCCCCAAGAGGAGGAGGAGGAGGAGGAGGAAAGGAAGAAGGCGAGGAAGCUGCCCUAGCAACGGCGACGGCCCCAGCAACAAGGAAGUUUGUCCAAUGGAAAGCGCGGGAAACCGCCCGUCGGCUCCCUCUUUUGCGCGCGCAAAGCCACUCCUCUUCGGAAGCGGCUGCGGGGCUGCAGCUGCUCUCCUCCCCACGCUCUCUUCUUAGAGAACAGACAAAGAGAAAAUGGGAAGAAAGGCUAAAGGAUAUUGAGGAGCUAGCAUCUUCGUAUAAACGACGGCCUCUCUGUCCACGUUACAAACCGCAGUUGUCCAAACCAUGGCAAGCAACCCCAGUUUGGAAGCUAUUUCAUCGGCAAACUCAAGCAUUUAACUUUGCCAAAACUUGUAAACAGGAUGUUCAUGUAUUUGCUUUGGAAAAGAAUGCAGAAAACAAGCAAAGGAUUUAUCUUGUGACAACAUACACAGAGCUUUGGUUUUAUUAUAGAACAUAUAAUGAAACAAGCCUUAUGCAUUGUUAUGAGGUUAUUCCAGAAGAAGCUGUUUGCAAACUUUACUUUGAUUUGGAAUUCUACAUACCAGCUAAUCAAGAAGCUGAUGGGAAACAGAUGGUAGCAGACUUGAUAGAGUUCAUUUGUAAAAAAAUUGAUGAACACUAUGGAAUAAAAUGUUCAGUUGAAGAUGUUUUGAAUCUGGAUUCCAGCACCAAAGAAAAAUUUAGUUGCCACUUAAUAUUUUUGCUCCACAAUGCUGCAUUUAAGAAUAAUAUUCAUAUAGGUAACUUUUUAAGAAAAAUUUUGCAACCUGCUGUUCUUUUAACUAGGAAAAGAGACACAAUGGUUCCAGAGAAACAGGUGGUUUCUCAUUCUCAGAGUUGCAAAGCUGCCACUGAUUUGCCCAGCUCUCUUGAAAACCAGACUGUCACCAAGGAUGUGUCUCAUAGUAGGCAACUUAGCGCAAACGGUUCUUUGGGAAAUGGUGCAUCUCAAUGGAAAGAAAAUCCAGAUCUUUCUUUUCUAAUAGUGAAUGGUAAACAUGGAGAAAAGCAGUUGUUCGUAGAUCUUGGAGUAUAUACAAAGAACAGAAACUUUCGCUUAUACAAGUCUUCAAAAGCAGGAAACUCUGUUGUUUUGGACAUUGCUGAAGAUAACAGAUUUGUUCCUGAACCAGUAAAGAAUUCUUGCAUAGAAGAGCAGUAUUUCCUUUCCUCUUUGAUCUGUAAUGUAAGAUAUUCAGACAGUUUAAAAAUUUUGUCCAGUGACAACCCAAAGGAGACAAAAGAAAAAUCUACGGAUUUAGAUGGCAGUGUUUCUAAUGGCUGUCUGGACCCCAUAGGAGGAUAUCAGUGCUCACCUUAUCCAGAAAUUGAUAACUUCGUUCUCUCUUUGGUCAAUAAAGAUAAUGUUCAAGGAGGGAUAAGAAGAUGGAACUAUUUUUCUCUUGAGCAACUUCUUGUAUAUGACAUCUCCAAGUAUCGCUGGUGCAUGAAUAUUGGCAGAGCUCACAAAAGUAACAAUAUAAUGAUUGUAAUAGAUUUGAAAAGUGAGAAUUGGUAUCAAAAAUGCCAUGACCCUGUUUGCAGAGCAGAAAACUUCAAGUCAGAAUGUUUUCCACUACCAGCUGAGGUAUGCCUCCCAUUUCUUUUCAAAGAGGAUGAAGAAUAUGUGUAUAUAAUGGAUGAAAAUGGAAAUAUUGAGGAAAAAGCAAACACACACCACAACCUUACAGAAAGAAAAUCUUUAACGACAACACAUGAAAAUAGAGAGCUGAACACCAAGAAAAGCUCAAGUAUCACAGGAGAUAAUGAAAAUGACAUCCGCUUUUUGGAAGCUGCUGAGGAUAUAGAACUAGCUGAAGCUGCUGAAACAUUUCAGCCUUGGAGUACAGAUGAAAUACCUGAUGAACUCCUAAUAGAGGUUUCAAGAAAACACAAAGGAGAUGAAACAAAAAAGUAACUCUACUUUAAUAAAU